Messenger RNA from Haplochromis burtoni (Burton's mouthbrooder), 4339 nucleotides. RefSeq names its product transmembrane protein 106C. The coding region runs from base 404 to 1252 and encodes 282 amino acids. The record is from RefSeq and is a predicted model, not a curated record. NCBI's taxonomy places the organism in Eukaryota, Metazoa, Chordata, Actinopteri, Cichliformes, Cichlidae. The transcript is spliced from 7 exons.
UAGGUUACGUGAAGGCAACAAUAUGUAAACUUUAUUGAGAAAGUAACAGGGAGCGGCGGGAGUCCGAGGCUGUUUUGUUGGAAGAUGUGACUUUAUGCUAACGACAGCUAGUUUUGUCUAAAGGGUAUUUAAAGUUUACUCAGUCAUGCUUACGGACGUCUCCCAUAACUCACCACAGGUGCUAACCGAGAAAUUGUGCGUUAGCAGAUUAGCUAGCCGAGAGACGUCACUCUGAGACACGGCGUAAACUUUGCGCGUUCAGCGACAUUUGGUGUGUUUUCGUUUACCGAACACAAUUAUCUGUAAAUCACUGAGUCUUCACUUUUCUGGGGGGGCUCCUUAUUAUCCACCUCCGAACGGGAGACUCUGGCUCUGCUGUCUUUACCACCCACAAACACCCGCCAUGGGGACGCGGUGGUCUCGUAGCGGCAGCAGCCAGUCUCUCCUCCCGGAGGAGCAGAGGGUAACGCGGUACACUGAACGCAGAGACUCCGAUAACGACUCUUUGGAUGGACUAGUCCGGCGGGAGGACAUAGCCCAGUUCCCGUACGUGGAGUUCACCGGCAGAGACAGCGUAACUUGUCCGACCUGCCAAGGCACUGGACGCAUACCUUCAGAACAAGUGAAUGAACUGGUUGCACUGAUCCCGUACAAUGACCAAAGACUGCAACCCCAAAGAACGAAGCUCUACGUGGUCCUGUCAAUUGUGCUCUGCCUGCUGGCCUCUUCGCUUGUUGCUUUCUUCCUUUUCCCACGUCCAGUGGUUGUGGUGGACGGAGGGAUCCGCUCGGUGACGGUGACGUUCGACCGCAACAACACAAAGGUCCUGAUGAACAUGACGAGCACGCUCAACUUCAGCAACCCCAACUUCUUCUCGGUGCAUGUGCAGAGCAUCAGCUCCCAGGUCCUCUACAUGAAGUCGGUGAUCGGGACUGAGCUGCUAUACAACGUCACCACAGUGCUGCCACUCAGCGCGUGUCAGGUGAACUACACUGUCAGCGUGGAGAUCGGCAGUAACGCUCCGUACGUCUAUACAUUAUGCACCAUGUCCAGCAUCAAGGUUCACAACAUUCUCGUACUCAUGCAAACCUCAGUGAAAACCUCGUACAUGGUGCGAACGUCCCAGAACAGCCUGGAGGCCUAUCGCUACAUCGACUGCGGCUCCAACACCACGUACCAGCAGCCGGAGAAUUACAAGAUCCACUCCUCUGGUGACACAACGGCCCUAUCCCUCCGUCACUCACUUCCGUGAGGGGCGCAGAUCUGGGACUACAAGGACUGUGUUAGUGUACACUGCAGGAUGGACUAACAGCUCGGCAGCAGGGAAAUGCUUAAUAUCGUCUCAUUCUCUACACUUGCUAAAAAGAGCCGACAUUGACCUGCUGUUAUCUCGUGCUCAUCCAGGAUUUGGCUGUAUCUCGGAAAACAAGGGCUCUGACAAGGGAAUGUUGUUCUAGCCAUCAACAGAUAAAGGGUCUUUGAUGGACUUGUGAAAUGUGGAAUUAUGGCCUGUAAUGUCAAGCUCAGCACUGUGUUUGUGAAAUGUUCUUGCCUGACUUCCUGUCCAAGUCCAGAGAGCAGUUUUGCUGUUUCAGAGCAACACGAGUCUGAGUGGAGAACUGAAUGAGUCACUAGCAGCGAGCACUCCUUGUGUUGUAAGCAGGACAAAGGUCACAGAAAGCUCUUUCUUUAAGGGAACAUUCUCAGCCAGGAUGCUAUUCGUGUUAAUUAUGGCUGCAGAGCUCCCUCUCUGUGCUGCUGCUGCAAUGUCAUUAGAAUUCAAUCAAAAUUCCUUAGUGUGGCUUGAAUGACUGUUACACUGUGAUCACUACUGACUGUUGUUGGUUUUUUUGUUUAUUUGUUUUUGGCAGCUUGAAACUGGUGUGGAUUGUAGAUAUUUUUUAAUGGUUCGAUAAGUUAUUGCCUGCCAAGUCUCGUUUGAGCACAUCUAUAAGGAGAGAGGGAUAACAUCACAUGUUUUCUUCCAUUUAACUGCUUUUACUAUUCCCUCAGUAGAAAUCUACUCACAGAAUCCUUAAUACAGAUCCAGUUAAGCUACAAAAAGAAGUCCCACCACCAUACCACAUGAGCGCAAUUUAAAAAAUUAAAAACAAUGCCUUUAGAUAGUGAGAGAGCUGAUUAUUUGCAGUGAGACAUUAUUUCCAGCUGAACCCACCAAGCUUUACACAUGCAGAUAAAUCUCAGGCAGGCUCAGAGAACACUGUUAUAGAGGAUUUAGAAAGUGGCUGUACCAAUGCUAAUAAUUAUAAAGGUAGUAUAUCCUGCUGUAUACGGUUCCCUGUGAUUCCCACCUCUUUGUGCAGAAUAAUCUGCAGCGUCCCAACCAGAAGACGGCACGUCCUCUACAAUCACAGCCAGGGUUGUGCAGGGAGUGACCGUCUGUGAGACCUGCAGUAAUGUUCUGAGACGUCUGAGGGGCGUUUCAUUCAAACAUCUUCAACUGUAGUGCACACAGUAGAUUUAAAAAGGCUGCAGGUAUUUGGGCAUCAACAAAAUCUUCAGCCGCCUUAAUAUAAAACUGAUGUUAGGAUUCGAGUUACAGGUGUUCUUUAAUGGGUUAAUUGGUCAAACUUUGCAAUAGAAUCUUGCUGUGUGAAAUUAGUGUUUUGUUGAAAAUUGGUCUUAACAAUUAGGAUUUGCACCUGCACUCAGCGUUUACCCUGCUUCUCCCAGACUGACUGUAAUAGCGUCACAUGCAUUUCCUUCUGGUUUGCAGCUUUUCUAACUCCUUGUGUGAUGGAUUUCAGCACAUUCUCACGCUGCCUGGAGGCUGACUGUAACUUUGCCUUUAGACCAGCUUCAGUGUGGAAGCAGUUUGAUAGGAGAUUGAUUUUUACUUUAAAGGGACAAAUGCUGUAAAUUUCUGAAACAUUUUUACCUAUUUUGUUUGUGGGGUUUUUUUUUUUUUAUUGCACCAAUUAACCUUUUGGUUUAAGUUAUCAAAAAAAGGAAAAGACAUUAAAGGGAUUUGUGAAUUAAUAAAAUGAAUAAUGAAUACCAAUAAUUGUUUUGUUCUUGCCCACCACUUACAGUGGACAGAGUACACCACGUAUGAGCUACAUUGCCCAACGUAUUCACUCAACCAUCCAAAUCAUUGAAUUCAGGUGUUCCGAUCACUUUCUUGGGCAAAGGGAUAUAAAAUCAAGCAGCAAGCAUGCAGACUGCUUCUGCAAACACUUGUGCAGGAAUGGGUCUCUCUCAGGAGCUCAGUGAAUUCCAGCGUGGUACCGUGAUGGGAUGCCACCUGUGCAACAAGUCCACUUAUGAAAUUUACUCACUACUAAAUAUUCUACAGUCAGCUGUUAGUGGUAUUAUAAUAAAGGGGAGGCAACUGGGAACAACAGCACCUCAGGCACAAAGUGGUAGGCUACGUAAAAUGACAGCAGGGUCAGCUGAUGCUGAGGCACAUACUGUCUUCUCUGUCUGGCAAUCUGAUGGACUGGUCUGGGUUUGGUUGCCAGGGGAACAGUACUGGUCUGACUGCACCGUGCCGGGUGUAAAGUCUGGUGUUGUGGGGUUGUAUUUUAGGAGCUGGGCUUGAGCCCCUUAUUCCAGUGAAAGGAACUUAUUGGUCAGCAUACCAAGACAUUUUGGACAAUGCCACAUGGGAACAGUUUGGGGAGUCCCCUGCCUGUUCCAACAUGACUGCACACCAGUGCAGUGCAGUAAGCACAAAAAAAACCAAAACACAGAUGAGUGAGUUGGUGUGGAGGAACGUGACUGGCCUGCACAGAGUCCUGACCUCAACCUGAGUGAAUCCCUUUGGGAUGAAUUAGAGUGGAAACUGCAAACCACAUCAACAGUGUCUGACUCACAAAUGGACUUCUGGAAGAAUGGUCAGAAAUUCCUAAAUAUUGUGGAAAGCCUUCCCAGAAGUGUUGAAGCCCAGAUCUAAGCGCUGCCUGUUGGUCCCACAGAUCAACACUGGGUGUCCAACGUGAUUGGGCCCCUGAAAUCCUGGAAAUGUUGGGCCAAUAUCAUAUUACAUCUGCUCAUGGGAAUAAUCUUGAGUACAGCAGUCAUGACUGAAAUAACGAGUGACACAAGGAGAGUUCGGGUACCACAUCACUUCAGUUUAAUUCUAUUCUUCAUCUUCUUCCAUAUAAAAAGAGCGUAAUAACCUUUCCAGACAAACAUGUUUCUGUUUUAUAUCUUAUACACUGUCCUAUAGCUGCAUGUGAAAAUAUAUUACUACAUAAUAGAUCAACAGACCACAAUAUAUUAUCGCUGUAAUACAAGUAGUGUUUUUUUCCUCUACCAAACAAGGCAACACACUAAAUAAAUGCAUAGUAAAAAUAAAAGAAGCAAUAAGUACAAA